UUAUAGUAUAUAUAAGAACUAUAUAAUCAUAAUGAUAAAAGGUUAAAUUCAAGAAAAAGUGUGCUAAACUGUGUUGGAAGUUGUGGAACAACGCUACAAUAAAGAGUUGUUAAAUGACAACAAAGAGCCACAAAAACAUGCAAAGUGACGACAAAGACACACAAAUUAAAAUGGCCCACAAAAAGAUGCACAAUUACAAAAAAACCUUUAAAGAGCUGCGCAAUGACCCCACACAAGGACACACAAAACAGUACACUACAGAGAAACAAAUGGCCAAAAGACAAAAGUCACGAAGAAAAAAACCCAGAAAACUGCUACAAAGAGAUGUUGAAUGACGACAGAGACAAAAACCUUUACAGUGACUACAAAGACACAGAACGACUACAAGGAGAUGCUAAAUGACGACAAAGAGACACAAAAAUAUGCACAGGGAACACGUAAUGACUACAAGAGACACAAAAGGAGAUGCUAAAUGACGACAUGGCGUUUGUAACAUACACCAGGAGACUGAGCUGAGUAUAUUGAGUUUUAAUGAGUCAAAAGGCCGAAUGGUGAGGUACAGGGGAGUUGGUCCGGGUGAGCUGGGGUAGCUGAGGGGAAUCCGGCAGGAAAACAAGGAGGGAGUCCAGGGCGACAUAGGCCAGAGGCUCAGUACUACAAACUCUAAUAGAACUGAGACUGGAUUUUCCGCAGCAUUCCCCACAUGGGGCUAUGGAAAGAACUGACGAAGAAUGAAGAGAAGGACCGGGUAUUUGAGCAGGAGAAGGUGAGUAGUGGGCAAUCAUCAUGAUGUGCAGAGGGUGAGUCUUUUAGUCCGUGGAGGUCAUGCCCCCAUUUAGAAGACAUGUAGGGGCUUUAACAUGUUUGUGACCAGGGCCCUGUUGUCUCACAAUCUGUCCUACAGCAGGGGAGGCACAGUGACAAAAAAACAAAAAAAAAACACUAAGCCAGCAGUAUAAAACAACAACAUUUAAAAAGUGACUCUUUUUUAACACAGCUAAAAAAACUACUUGAGGAUGCGGCUCAUAUCAGUGAAUGAAUCACUUUGAAAACCAAUGUACAUCUGUGUUGUAUAAUAGCCACAUGUCUAUUGGUUUAUUAAAUGGCAAUAAAAUACCUAAACUAUGACGCAAAAAGCAAGAAAGUGGGCCACAAGCAUUUAUUUCCAAAUUACAUGAACCACUUUGUGCCCACACCAGUCACACACACACACACACACACCCUCCACCCCUCUGUGGCUCCUGCGUAAUAGGGUCUGGCGCACGGUGCGCACCACGUAAACAAAAGCACAUUGUCGGUGUCGCUGGCAGCCAGUCUGUAAAAGCCAGGAGUGGGAGAACUAGUGGGCAGUCGUUUCCUUUGCUCUCCAGACAGCGAGCAGACUGUUUUUUUUCUGGUCGCAUGCAGCUAAAGGUUUAAACAGAUCCACGAGCGACAAAGAUGGGAUUGUUCAGCAGCCUCCUUCUGCCCUGGAUGGAGGAUUAAGAAACAUUCUAGCUGGGAAUAACAUCUGAAACGUAAGACAACUUAAGCCUUAAGAGACGAUGCCGUGCUUCCAGUCCCAGUGCGGCUCCUCUCCACAAGGCGCCAGUCCGGCUUCCCAGGGCGCCGGCGGAGAGCGCAGCUGCGACUUCCUCACCCCGGAGUUCGUAAAGUUCAGCAUGGACCUUACCAACAGUGAACACUCCGCUGCAACGUCGGGCACCGGUUUUGCGCCUUUGGCGGACACCUACAGCUCCGGCUACGACGCGAAGCCCCCGUGCCUCUUCCAGGUGCCCGCUCAGGGGGAGCUGCCGUGCGUCAAGGUGGAGGAUGCGCACGGGUGUCCCCGGUAUCAGCCGAAUCAGCAUCCCGCGCACCAGUCCGACGAGAUGCUCUCCUCCCCGGGCUCAGUUUAUUAUUACCGGUCUCCCUCGCCACACACCCCCAUCACAACCAGCUUCCAAUCUCCGGCAGGGCACAUCUGGGAUGACUCCGCUCCUCUGUACAGUUUUCGUCAAGACUAUUUGGCGGCGGCGCACAGGAAAAACACGCUGUGCAGAUUUUCGCUCUUCUCCCUCAAACACGCGCAGCACGGCGGCCAGGGCUUGUCCGCCUGCCAGAUGAAGUUCGACGGCUCUCUCCACGUGUCCAUGAACCUGGACGCGGGCGGAGCGCACCAGCCGCUGGACAGCCCCGGGGUCUUGGGUUCAGCCGGCCUGGCAAAGCAGCCCGGCGUGGGGUUCCCUCACCCGCUCCAGCUCGCCCACGGGCACCCCUUCAUGGAGUACCAGACCUCCGCGCCCAGCCGGGGACCGCUGAGCACAGAGGGGCUGUGCGCGGUGUGCGGGGACAACGCAGCCUGCCAGCACUACGGGGUGCGCACCUGCGAAGGCUGCAAGGGUUUCUUCAAGCGCACAGUGCAAAAAAAUGCCAAGUACGUGUGUUUGGCGGCCAAAAGCUGCCCUGUGGACAAACGCCGGAGGAACCGGUGCCAAUACUGUCGCUUCCAGAAGUGCCUUGCAGUGGGAAUGGUCAAAGAAGUGGUGAGGACAGCCGGUCUGAAAGGCCGAAGAGGUCGCCUGCCGUCCAAACCCAAAGCUCUUCCAGACGCGUCCUCGCCCGUCAGCACCCUCCUGAGUGCCCUCAUCAGGGCACACGCCGAGUCAAACCCUCCACCCUCUCGCCUGGACUACUCCAAAUUCAAGGAAAGUCCUGGCAGUCCACCGGGAGAUGAUGCGCAGCACGUCAGGCAGUUCUACGACCUCCUGACCAGUUCGAUGGAAGUGAUCCGAGGGUGGGCGCAGAAGAUCCCUGGCUUUACCGCCCUACCUAAACACGACCAAGACCUCCUCUUCUAUUCGGCUUUCCUGGAGCUCUUUGUUUUACGACUCUCAUACAGAUCCAGCCCGGAGGAAGGGAGGCUGAUCUUCUGCGAUGGGUCGGUGUGGCACCGGCUCCAGUGCCUGAGGGGCUUUGGGGAGUGGAUUGACAGCAUCGUCGAAUUCUCCGCCAACCUGCAGAGGAUGAACCUGGACGUCUCCAGCUUUUCCUGCAUAUGCACUCUCGCCCUGGUCACUGAGAGACACGGACUGAAGGAGCCGAAGAAAGUGGAGGAGCUGCAGAACGACAUUGUCAAGUGCUUGAAGGAUGGCGGCGUGUUCGCAGACGGAGGCUCAGACUCGUGGUCCAGCCAUUUGUCCAGACUUUUACAAAAGCUGCCCGAACUCCGCACCCUGUGCAUCCAAGGCCUGCAGAGGAUUUUCUAUUUGAAGUUGGAGGACCUGGUGCCGCCGCCCGCAGUAAUAGAUAAGUUAUUCCUCGACACAUUGCCAUUUUAGAGACCCGAGAGAACAGCCUAUACACACAGGGACGUUUUUUCUUUGUUUUUUCUCAGCGAUGGCACUGUUAGACUGCUUUCGGUUAAAUCCCAGCCUUCAUUUCAGUCAGUUCGAGAUCUGCGCGCCGCAUAGAAAACAGUUCAAGUGAAGGCAGAAGGAUUUUGGAUGCAAACUCUAAUUUUGAGAAUUGUAGCCAGUCUGUAAUUAUCAUCAUAAUAUCAAGUGACGUCCUUUGGAAUAUUUCAAAAACCAACUCCUGAAUCUAGUGAAACUUGAGCAUGGUUAAAUCCUAUCGACCAGGAAAGGACCAACUUUUAUUUCAUUCAUUCCUCAAAAACAAUUUUUCCACAAUGUGAUUUUAAGUGACCAUCAACCAAAAACUAUGGACUGCAAGUGAAUCAAACUGUUUGGAAGGUAAGUUUUUUGUUAUUCCCAGCUUGUAUGGAGGCAUUCUGGCACAAGAUGUGAGACCCAUCAUGUUGUGAUCUUUAUAAAAUACUAUUUGCAACAUAGUGAUUAACAGUAUUCAGUGCUCUCAUGGUCUUGUGUUCUCAGAGUAAAAUGUCAAUGUCUAUGAUUUAAUAAAUAAACAAGGUUGACGCUG
This is a messenger RNA of Scophthalmus maximus (turbot), 3924 nucleotides long. RefSeq names its product nuclear receptor subfamily 4 group A member 2-like. The coding region runs from base 1545 to 3320 and encodes 591 amino acids. Gene Ontology annotation, biological process: central nervous system neuron differentiation; dopaminergic neuron differentiation; cellular response to corticotropin-releasing hormone stimulus. Gene Ontology annotation, cellular component: nucleus; transcription regulator complex. Lineage: Eukaryota; Metazoa; Chordata; Actinopteri; Pleuronectiformes; Scophthalmidae. The transcript is spliced from 8 exons. Gene Ontology annotation, molecular function: nuclear glucocorticoid receptor binding; nuclear receptor activity; zinc ion binding. The record is from RefSeq and is a predicted model, not a curated record.